Molecule: messenger RNA, 2411 nt
Organism: Spathaspora passalidarum NRRL Y-27907
Lineage: Eukaryota; Fungi; Ascomycota; Pichiomycetes; Serinales; Debaryomycetaceae
Gene: MRPS9
Product: mitochondrial 37S ribosomal protein uS9m
Exons: 1
Coding region: 28-984 (318 amino acids)
Biological process (GO): translation
Cellular component (GO): ribosome; mitochondrial small ribosomal subunit
Molecular function (GO): structural constituent of ribosome; RNA binding
Source: RefSeq, a predicted model, not a curated record
ACUAGACAGUGAAGCACUUGAAAACAGAUGUCGUUGAGAGGUCUUACUAUGAUAAAGGGACUUCCAGUCUCCCAAACCAGAGGGUUCAUGACAUCUUGCAUAAGAUUGAACCAAGCUGCCGCCGAACAACCACAACCGCAACAACAAGAACAGGGUCCCCGUAAAUCAUUUAGAGACCAAUACAAGAAAGUGCAAACUCCAAAAUUGGAUUUGUCAAAAGCACGAGAAUUUGAAAGAUUGAGAGUUGUUCCUGCUUAUCCUGCAUUUUAUGGUGGUAAUCCUAUACACGAUGCCAAUAUCGUCAAGUUGAAAGAAGUAUUGGCCAAAGUGAGCAGCAUACCUACUCGUAGAGUACCUCAUGACGAAAUACAGAAUGAAAGAUUCAUUUCCUUUGACACCUAUGCCGAGAGAUGUAAUUCCGGAACAAGAGUCAGAAGACGUGAUUUUGAUGAAGUUCUUGAACUUUUGAACAGAUUGAGAAGUAUCGAUUUACAAUUAAUGCCCCAAUUAGUCAUUGAAACUUUGAAUGAAUACCGUGUUGACAGUCUCCGUGCAUUAUUAAGCCAAAGUCAAAGAAGAAGAAAAGAGUUGGAUGAAUUUGGUAGAGCUUUUGGUAAAGCCAAGAGAAAGAAUUCCAGAGCUCAAGUUUACGUUGUCAAAGGUGAAGGUUCCAUCCUCGUUAACGGUAAAUCUUUGAAUGAGUACUUUAGUAGUGAAGUUGAGCGUGAAAAGAUUGUAUACCCAUUCCAAGUUAUUGAACAAAUGGCCAAAUACAACGUAUUUGCCAAAGUUAGUGGUGGUGGUGUUACUGGACAAUCUGAAUCUAUCAUGUACGCUAUUUCCAAGGCAUUAAUUGUUUUCAACCCAUUGUUGAAGAGUAGAUUAUCCAAGGCUGGAUUAAUGACCAGUGAUUCUAGAGUUGUUGAAAGAAAGAAACCAGGUAAGGUCAAGUCUAGAAAGUCCCCAACCUGGGUCAAACGUUAGAUGUCUAUAUUCUAUUGUAUAUUUACAACUUAUUAUAUCAUGUACAUAUUUAAUAAAAAGGCUUAAUCACAAAUAGUGUUCAAGUAUAAUAACACUGACUCUAAUUCUCCCUUUUCAUAUUUAGGAAUCUUACCUUGGAAUGAAGCACCUUUUCCUCCACCUUUCAAUUGUGUCAAUCUUUGUUUCAAUUCUGAUUGGAUUUCUUCGGCCUUUGGCCCCAUGACCUUGACCAUACCACCAGUACCUGAAGGGUAGUCACCAUUAAUCAAAACAAGAGUCUGCUUAGAACUCAAAUCAACAUUUAAACCUUUGCUGUUGUUGAUUAAAGUAGAAAUUUCUUUUUGAACCGAGGUUAAAUAUUCAGGAUUGUUAUCAGCACGGUAUACAUAACCAACUGACUGUUCGUCCUUUUGGAACUUGGUAAAAAGUCUUGCAGCUUCCAUACCAGCAAUUUCCUUGAGUAAACCAGAUACAGUUGAGUUUGCCUUACGGUAGUUUUUGUUUAAUUGUGCGACCUUAUCGACAACUUCUUCAAUUUGGCAAGAUAAUUGGCUUCCAGACACAUCUUUCAAUAUCUCGUGCUCUUUUCUUAAGUAGUUUGAAACUCUGUUCCCACAAGUAAAAUACAAACGAGAAUGGCCACCUCUUACACUAACUUGAUGCAAAAGAGCAAUAGAUUGAAUUUGGCCAGUUGAAGUCAAGUGCGUACCACAACAAGGAUUAGCAUCCAAUUCACCAAUCUUAACAAUACGAAUAAUACCCUUGGACAAAUCAUAGUCGUCUGGUAAAUGACUGACAUCGACUUCAUGACCGUGUUGAUCAGGAGUAACAACUUUGAUCUCGUGAUUUUCCAAGAUUAACUCGUUGACUUUGGUGUUAACUUCAGCUACAAUUUCUUCCGAUACUUUUUCUGGUAAUUCAAUAUAAUUUAUAACAUCACCCAUGGACCAACUCAAGGUUUCAAGAUUGUAGGUGUCAAAUACAGCAGAAAGUAAGUGUUGGCCGGUGUGUUGCUGCAUGAUAUCGAUUCUUCUGUUCCAGUCCACCUUCAAUGUAACUUCGGUUCCUGGUUCAAUCAAUUCAUUAGUAAUAUGAAUAGCCUUUAACUUGUCACGAAUAACAGAUUUGACAGUGAUUUCCUUAUUGUCCGGUAAAGUUAUGGUUCCCUUAUCGAAAGGUUGACCACCACCUUCAGGGAACAAAAUCGUGUCCUUUAACUCAACUCCAUACUCGGUCUGUUUGACUUCUGGUGAGGAUGAUUUCUUAUUCUUGUUUUGCUUGUCUCUUGGAGUUGGUGGAGGAACAAACUCAAAACUGGAGACUACGGUGGUGUUGAAUACUUUUAAGAAUGAAUUCUUCUGACAGGCUAAUGCCCCAACAAUCGCAGUUGUCAUGGUGUUAUAUUAUUACAAAGCAAGAGUUCACUA